AUGGUGGACAUCUCCUACCGCUGCCAAAUCACAUACCAAGAGGAGAAGCCAGUGAGCAUUGCUGCAGACUUGGUUGAGGAGCACCAAGGCCAAAAGUUCCUCAAGAUCAGUGCCACCAACUAUGCCAUUUGCCAACUGGUUUGUGGUGGCAAGCUGCCCACAAAGAACCCCAGCUUGGCCAAGAGCAAGGAAUUGCAAGCAUUGGCCCAAGCCAGGAAUGACAAGAUCCAAGAAUAUUUGGCAGCGCCAGAAGAGACCCAAGAAUUGUUUGAUUCAGAGAUGCCCAAAAACAAAUGCACCAAAAAAAGAAAAGCCCAAGCCAUGGAAGAACCAGGUGACAAGUUUGUGGUCACCAUCCUAUUGGGUUCCACUGAGAUUCCAUGUUUGGUUGGUGGCCAAAGACAAACCAAGUGGGAUUUGUUUGUUGCCAUGGAGCCAGAACCCUUGAGGGAAGUCAUUUACCAUUUGAGAGCUGGUUGCCAAAUUGCCUUUGCCCAACCCAGCAGAAGUUACAAGGCCACCAAGAAAGAAUCAAGCCACAGGUGA
Molecule: messenger RNA, 546 nt
Organism: Durusdinium trenchii
Lineage: Eukaryota; Dinophyceae; Suessiales; Symbiodiniaceae
Source: the annotation of a GenBank genome assembly